CUGCGCCUGGUCCCACCCUCCCACCGGCCGCCUCCCUGGCAGGCGGGAGGGGACAGACGGAGUUAAGCGGAGGCACACAACCUCCGCCUCUUUCGGCAGCGCCACCGCGCACUCGCUCGCCGCGGUAGCAUCGACGGCGGCUCCCCCCCUCCCGCGCAGUCCCGCGCAGCCGCGCGCACCAUGGCCCCUGCAGCCCCCCGCGGCCCGCGCCUCUUCCUCGGCCUCCUGGUAUUGAGUUUGUGCUGUGAAGCUUGCAAGAAAGCAAUUUUUCACAUUCCAUCUGUACUAGAGGCUGGCACGUUAGUUGGCAGAGUUAAUUUGAAAGAAUGCCUUCGGUCUGCAGAAAUGAUCCGUUCCAGUGAUCCAGUCUUCAAAAUUCUAGAAGAUGGUUCCGUGUAUACAACAUCUGUUGUUUCUUUGUCUUCUGAGAAAAAGACUUUUACCAUAUUACUUAAAGACAUUCAGGAACACAUAGAAAAGAAAAUACAUGUUAACUUGGUGACAGAUGAAGAAAAGAUCCAGAUACAGAAGACAAGGCAUGCUAGAGAUACGGUUCUCAAGCGAACCAAAAGAAGGUGGGGUCCUAUUCCAUCUGUUAUGAUAGAAAACUCACUCGGACCUUUUCCGCUACAAAUCCAGCAGGUCCAAUCAGACACAGCUCAGAAUUACACCAUUUAUUAUUCUGCAAGUGGACCGGGAAUUGAUCAAGAUCCAAAGGGUUUGUUUUACAUAGAAAGAGAAACUGGAAAUAUCUUUGCUACUCGUGCAGUAGACCGUGAACAGUAUCCAAGUUUUCAGAUCAUUUGCUUUGCAAGCACUCCUGAUGGUUAUUCACCAGAGGUACCACUUGUGCAUACUAUCAGGAUAGAGGAUGAUAAUGAUAAUGCUCCAUAUUUUACUCAGGAUCUUUUUGAGUUUUGUGUCCCUGAAAAUUCCAAACCUGGUAUAAUGGUUGGAAAAAUGAUUGCAGAGGACAGAGAUGAACCUUUUACUCUACAUACUACAUUGAAAUACCGCAUUGUGUCACAAACUCCACCAGUAACCCCAGUAUUUGGUAUACAUAGUGACACAGGUGUCAUUAGUGUAUUAUCACCACAGCUGGACAGAGAGCUGGUAUCCAAAUAUACUUUAUUAAUUGAAGCAAGAGAUAUGGCAGGGCAGCCUUUUGGUCUGUGUACCACGGGAACAGCUGUCAUUACAAUUGAAGAUACAAAUGACAAUGCACCAUCUUUUAAACACAUGCAAUAUGAAGCACGGGUGGAAGAAAACAGAGUGGAUGUAGAAAUACUGAGAGUUUCUGUUAAUGAUCUUGAUGAAUUUGAUUCACCUGGCUCAAAAGCUGUUUUUGAAAUUAUAAGAGGAAAUGAUGAUCGCUCCUUUGAAAUUACAACAGACCGGAGCACAAAUGAAGGAAUUCUGUGUGUUGUUAAGGGACUGGAUUAUGAAAGCUCCAAGCAAAGAAUCCUUGUGAUUUCUGUCAACAACGAGGCCCCUUACGUGUUAGCACCACAUUCAAGACAACUUGCCCAGAGCACCAGUACUGUUGUGGUGCAUGUCAUAGAUGUUGAUGAGGGACCUGUAUUCAAACCUUGUUUUCUCAGCCUGGAGGUUAAAGAAUGUGAGCAGAUGGGGACACUUAUUGGGCGUUAUUUAGCAGAAGAUCCAGAAACCGGAAAUAGUGAAGGCAUAUGCUACCGGAUAGCACCUGGCCAAUGUAAUUGGAUUAGCAUAGGUGAAAAAACAGGAGAAAUCAGAACUAGUAAAGUCUUGGACCGAGAUGUGGGAGAUAUGAGACGAGGUCGAUGCAAUAUUACAGUCCUUGCAAUAGACAGAAAUGGCAAAACAGGCACUGGAACUAUUCAGGUUAUCAUCAAGCCUGGGAACAAGAAUUACCCACGCAUCGCUAAAACAGAGUAUAUAAUGUGCAGAGACAGAAAGCCGAUCUGCCUCACUGCGCAGGAUGCUGAUGAGUCUCCUUUCAGCAUGCCUUUUGUAUAUCGUGUGGCUGACCGUGGCUUGUCUGCCUCAUGGAAGGUAACCCGACAUAAUGAUAAAUCAGCAUAUCUUGCACCAAGAGGUGAAAUUCCAUUUGGAAAGUACACUAUUCCUGUAAGUGUGUCUGAUAAUGGAGGAAAGCAAGGAGUCACGUCUGUAACAGUUAAUUACUGUGAUUGUGAUACUCCAAGUGAUUGCAACGAAGAGAUCCCCCGUGUGAUUCCAAGAGCUAGCUCAAAUGUUACUCUUGGGGUGUGGGCCAUCCUUGCAAUGAUCUUAGGAUCACUGUUACUGCUGUUAAUCUUGAUUACAAUUUGUGGCUGUUCUGGCUCUGGGGUAAUGCGCAGACAAGUCACCGAUGAUUGUGCCAAUCACAAUUUAAUCAUUUCAAAUACGGAAGCUCCAGGAGAAGAAGUGAUGGAUCACAAUAUAAUUCCUUUACAAAGUACAAAUGAUCAAGGAGGAUAUGGAAUAAAAACAGGCGAUCAACAAACAUUUGAAAUGGUAAAAGGAAAAGGGCAUACUCUGGAAUCCAUCAAGGGAGGUGGACAUCAGACUCUGGGAUCAGUCAAAGAAGGAGGAGGACAGCCUAUGGUGGAUACGUGUAGAUAUUCAUACUCAGAAUGGCAUAAUUUCACACAUCCUCGCUUAGGUGAAAAGGUGCACCUAUGCAGACAGGAUGAAGAACAGAAACAUUCUGAAGAUUAUCUCCUUUCAUAUAACUAUGAAGGAAAAGGAUCCUUGGCUGGUUCUGUAGGCUGCUGCAGUGACCAGCAUGAAGAAGAGGCACUUGACUUCUUAGAUCAGCUGGAACCCAAGUUUAGGACAUUAGCAGAAACAUGUGUAAAAAGAUAAAUGUGCCUUUCACAGUGCUGAAAAAAACCUGUAAAUAAGUGGCUGUCAUACUUUUGUGAUAUUAGAUAUUUUGGAGUUGAACGCAACAGAUUCUUCCAUUGUGUUCUUUCUGGGGGAGAGGUUUAUCAGGAUUAAUUUAGAGUUGUGAGAGUCUAAGUAACUCUUCCUUUAAAUUUACGGUAGAUUUUUUUCUCUCUGCUAGACACAUUCCAUCAAAAAUGAGGGAGUCAAAACUUUUUUUUUCUUCAAACUGUGUUAAUAUAGUAAUGCUAGUUUCUACUUAGAUUACAUUUCCUGUUCUUUGUGAUUACUUAAAAUACAAAACUAAGUUUUUUCCUUUUAACUAAUUAUCCAGCUUGAAAAUUUUAUUGUAUUUGGCUUUGGAGAAGGAAAGCUUUUUUUACUCACUGUCUCUUUGUUUUCUUUUUAUUCUGUGGAAAUAAAACCAAAAAUAUUACUGGUGGAUAUGAAAUACCUUGUUAAUUUCUAACAUAUAUGAACUGAGAUACAAAACAGCUUUUCAUUUUUCACAUAAAAUAAAAGAUACGACUGCAUUAUAAAACUUUA
Messenger RNA from Dromaius novaehollandiae (emu), 3417 nucleotides. Its product is annotated as desmocollin-2. NCBI's taxonomy places the organism in Eukaryota, Metazoa, Chordata, Aves, Casuariiformes, Dromaiidae. Gene Ontology annotation, biological process: cell-cell junction assembly; cell morphogenesis; calcium-dependent cell-cell adhesion. Gene Ontology annotation, cellular component: plasma membrane; adherens junction; catenin complex. The record is from RefSeq and is a predicted model, not a curated record. Gene Ontology annotation, molecular function: cadherin binding; calcium ion binding. The transcript has 16 exons. The coding region runs from base 181 to 2850 and encodes 889 amino acids.